GUACGCACCGCUCUGACAGCCGUAUUGUAAAUCAGCGGAGGGCCGGGAGGAAAUGACUCAGGGGACAAGAGGGAGAGGGCUGCAGGAGCAGCCAAUGAAAAGGCCAAAGGAGAGUCACGGGAUGAGGGUGACAUGAGGGGCAAGUGUAUGCUGUGGGCGGGCACGUUUCCUGCCCAAUCAUGGCGCGCGGGAGAUGCACGGGCGCGGCCACGAGUGCCCAAUCAGUAAACAAAUUCCCUGGCUCUCUUCACGUGACGAGGCUCUUUGCAGUCCACGGGAACAGGAUGUCAUUGGUCACGUGACUAGGGUAGAGCGGGUGGGGGGAGAGAGCAAGGGGCGGGGUCACGCGCUACGGAAGCCGAGAGGGACGCAGAGCAGGGCGGUUGCAGCAACAGUAGCAGCGAUGGCUGCGGACGGCGAGCGCUCCCCGCUACUACCAGCCGAGCCCGGGGAUGGGGGCGGCCUCGGCGCUGGAGGGCUGGUCGGGCCCGCAGGGCUGGUCUCAGCCUCCGCCUCGAACCCGCCGGGGAAGCCGAACCCGCCUCAGGGUGAGCCACGCCCCCUCAUUAAUAUGCAUAAGAUUUCCAUUGAGUGGGGGGGAGCAAUGGAGGGGCGUUGGGGGGAGAAGGCGAAGGAAGCCUCCUAAGUAGAAAAAGCGGAGUUAAAGCAUCAGGGGCGGGUCUUUAGCUGCGUGGGCGUGGCUACUUCGAAUGAGGGCGUGGCCAUGUGCUGCAGGGGCUGGGCUACAGGCAAUGGGGGUUCUAGGCGCCCCUGCCCAGCAAUUAGUGAGGCAGUAAGUGGAGAAGUUCAGGGUUGGUCUGGGAAGGUUUUUUGUAGGGUGCUGGGGCGCAGGUAGAUAAGAAAAAGGGACAGGUGAGGGCAUGAUUGGCUUCACAGUAGUCUGAUGGGCAACAUGUUAGAGGAGAGAGGUGGAUCAGCCUGUGGAGAGGAUCCCCAAAGACUGAGUUUGAGCAUUUACAGGAGGCAAUAUUAUGUUGGCUGAUACUUGGAGGUCCGAUUGCAAAAAUAAACAAACAAAUGAAUAACAUCUUUGUCUUUUUCUGAUCCACUUGGUGGGGUGGGGUUGGUGAAGAGUUAAGCCAAGUGCUUGCAGAUAUUGGAGUCUCGUGGGAUGAAUUUGGGCGGAGCCGAGGACAGAUUUUUUUGUUUUAAGGGGUUGUUGAAGUAUUUGUGAAAUGUGAUGUGUGUUGUUUUGGGGAAAGGCAGCUGAGAUGCAGGUCUGGCUGAAGCAGAGUGAAGAGGGGUUGGGGCACUGAAGCAAUAGUCCAUGCUCCCUUUCCACAGACACUUCUUUCUUUCCUCUUGAAAGGGUUUCCUUCCUUCAGUGGGGUCAACGAUGGGGGCCAGGCAGCUGUGCUUCCCGGAGAGGACCCCCCACCCUACUCACCUAUGGCGUCUCCAGAGAGUGGCAGUGCUCCCAUGAUCACUUGCCGGGUUUGCCAGAGCCCCAUCAAUGUUGAGGGCAAGAUGCAUCAGCAUGUCGUGAAAUGCAGCGUCUGCAACGAGGCCACGGUGAGCACUGUUGGAAGGGCGGGUGGUAUGAUGGCAGUGGGGCUGAGGUAGUGGUGAAGAGGAGGAGCUGUGUGCCAGGAGAUCCUUGGCUCAGAUCUUGUCUUAAUUAUCGAAGCUCUAGGCUUGUUUCAUUUUUAGCUCAACAGCCAUUAUUUCUCCGCCUCAGCUGCUACCCACAACAUCACUUCUAAUAGCCAAGUUGUAGCUCAGGUGGCGUAUUAGGGACACAUAAAUAUAGUUGUGGGGUCUUUUUUUUUUCCUGUAGCAGGACUGUUUAUUUAACCGGAGCUCAGGCAAAAAAUGCACAACUGAUCUAGCUUGGUGUUAAAAUACCUGCAUCACAUCCAUUCGAACAGAUGUGAUGUUCCAACUUUGGCAUAUCCAGGAUAGCCACUGCUAGUCGGUGUACUGAUCUAGGUGAACAAGUGGCCUGACUUGGGAUAAGUCAGUUUCGUCUGUAAGCUGUUGGUUUGCCAGGUAACUGUUGAGUCAGCCUUUGGCAAGCUGUUUCCAACUACAGCUGAUGGGAGUUGUAAUCUAAAACAUCUCAGGGCACCAGCUUGCUGGUGACUGUGCUAGGCUGAUGGAAAGCAACCAGCUGACUUCCUUUUAACUUGGGACAUAAUGAGAAAAGAAGAAAAUGGAUAGGAACUUUUCUCUCUCCUCUCUCAUAAUAUUAGAUCCUGGGGUCACACAGUGAAAACCGAUUGACAUUCAGGAUAACCAAGAGGACAUGCCAGUUCCUGUUCACACCCCUACAUAAUUAACCAAUGACACCAGACAGGGUGUUGGGCCAAUAGCUUAGGUAGGUCUAAAAGUGGCUUACGCAGACACAUGGAGGAGGAGAGAUUUAUAAAUUGUCAAUGGUGACUACGUGGAAUCUCCAGCUACAGAGGCAACAUACCUCUGAAUUAAAAUUUGCUCAGCAAGAAUCUAAAGGAGAAGGCAGUUACUUGCACUUGGUUAGUAAAUGUCGGGGAACAGGCAUUUUUGUCUCAUCUAGCAGCGUUCAUCAUCUUAUAUGGGAAAUGGAGAUCUUGGAUCCACUCCAGGAUCCUUUUGAGGUUUUUUAUUUUUUAAAAAAUAUACCUUGCCUUUUGAAGAGCUUCCUCCACAAAUGUUGACUGGGAUUGCAGAAAGAAGUGCAAAAUAAUAAUAAUAAUAAUUAGAGAAAAGGUGGCAAUGAAUUUGGAUGAGCUGAAUCACUUCUUUCUGCAAUCCCAGUCAACAUUUCAACCAAACAGAGUGUUAGGCCCUCUGACACAGGUGUUCCCAACCUCUUUGGAGUUUAGGGGUACACCUGGGAAUUAUAAGAAACGUACUCAUUUUACAGAUGAAAAGUUGGCGAUGGUCAAAAACACACUUAAAAAGCAGGUGAGACACCAACCCCCGCAGAAAAACAACCUCAAAAUACAGUACAGACCAAAAAAGUGCGACAGCAAACACCCUUCCCAAAAAGAAGGGUACCUCCACCCAACCUCCCAAAAGCCUUACAAUAAAUAGAUAUGAGAGGGGCAACUUAGGGAGCCCUAGUCCCAACAGUUUUAAUGGAAGGGAAAUGGAAGGUGAAAGAUGCACAUCCUUGACUCAGUCCCUCAUCCCUUGUUCCCAAUAUAUAGUAUGAGGAAAAACUUAUCCUGCACUCAUAUUGUUACUGAAGGAUUCGGGGAUGGUUCCUUUGCACAACAGAGCUAGUGGGGAUUUCCUUUUUCUUCAUCCCCACGCCUAGUUCCUUGUAGGUCUGAACUUCUGGAGGUAAUAAUACUCUGACUUAUUGGGUUCUUGGAAGCACUACUAAGAUAAUGUGCAUGGACCACCUUGAACACACAGGGUGCCUGAAUGGUGCAAAGUCUUGCUAUGAGGACAGUUCCGCAGUGGGGCAGAGCUUCCUUUCUUGGCUUAGCUUCUCCCCAUUCCUCCCUUUGCACUGCUCCUUUGUUUAGAAUAUUCUGUGUUAACGAGAGAGAGAGGGUAAUACGCCAAAAUUUCACUAAAGCCUAGUCUGGCGUACGAACAUAAAUCUUGAAGCUGAAAUUGCAGCUCAGCAGUGGCCUUGAUGCUUGGACAAGCAGAUUCCACAGAGUUGGUGUGAUGUGAUGCACUGCUGUCUGGGCACCCUCCAAAGUUUUAAAUCAGAGCUACAGAUCUCUACUCUGUUGUUUCAUGUAUUUCCCAGAAUAAUUACCUGGAGUUAACCUGGAGAAACCUGUCUGACCAUAGUUAGCUCAGCUUCUCAUCCAAUAAGUGAAAUCUCAUUUAUGGAUGCUGACAAACACAAGAGUGUGGUUCAAGAGGGAUGGUCUGUUGGACUUUGGAGCUGGGUUUAUACAGGUUUGCUGUGCUGCUGCCACAUUCCUGUUGCGCUUUCUGCCUCUGGAACCUCAAAUUAACAAUAACACAGUGUCUGUGGGGUAGAGGUACAGUGCAAAGCUUUUCAGACAGUUGGUAUAUUGAAGAAUGAAUUCAUGUUUCAAGAUUGUGAAAUGCACAAGCUUAUCUAGUUGUUUUAAUAUGGUACUUUAUCAUUAAAUGGGAAUACACUAUAAAUACCCGCAGUUUAGGGUCAGCUAUAAACAUUAAACAAGUCAGCUUUAAGGAAAUAAUUGCUCUGUUGAAACCCUUUAGUCAGAUUGUCCUUUUGUUCUCUCCAAUUAAGCCUUAUCAGCUUAAUUGGAGGCCACCACUAGAAGCCUCUUCUAUCAGUCCUCUGCUGACCUAUUGGCAUUCAGAUCUAUCUUUCUGUGGUUCCCUGGAAGUCUACCCUCCAGCACUGCUAACCGCCAGCAGAGCUCAACACUCUGAGCUGCUUCUCUCUCCUUCCCUCGGGGCUGCAGGCAGAUUCUCCACUUAACUCACUGAGCCAAGUGAUUCAGCGAUCUUCAACAAAACCAAAAGCCACUGAGCCACACUCCGUGUUUCUGAGGCCAUGCUUCUCGGACCAUCUGUCUUCUUCCCUGGCCCUCCUUUAUUCUGCUGUCCAUUUCUUCUGACCAACUCCUCCUUCCAGCUCCCAGACCCCUCCUUUUACUGCACACCAGACCAUAUAUAUACUAACCCCCACUGGUGCAGCCCCAGCCAAACGCACUGACCAAAUGAAAAUUCUAAGCCUCCAUCCACCAAUCAAAAUAUGCAUUUCUUCCACCCCUGUUUUGCAUACUGUGAAUUUCAUCACCAGCCCUUCCUCAGAGCUGUCUGUUAUGGCCCCAGUGACAAUUAAAUCACUGAAGCAGAGUUAAGACUUCCAACGUAAUCAUCACAUAAUCCAAUGCACAUUCAAAUCUCAUUCACAUGUCGAUUUCUUCAUGUGUUGAAACAUUCCUUACUAUCGGGCUUCCCCAGCCUGGUGCCCUCCAGAUGUUUUGGACUACAACAUUCAGCAGGGAUAAUCAAGAGUUGUACUUUAGCAGCAGAGGGAGGCCUGUGUGCCUGAACCCAAAGUGACGAACUUGCAGUCCUCCAGAUGUUCCUGGAUUUCAACUCCCAUCCUUCCUUGCCAUUGUCCUUGCUUGGCAGGGUUGACAAGAAUUGAAGUCCAGCAACACUGUAAGUCCACAGCCCUCAUUCCUCUUCUAAACCUUCACGACAGAUUAUAGACAUAUUCACUGGAGUCUAGUGUAACUUAGUUCAUUGUGAUUUUCAUACAUUCUCCUCUGCAGUGUAAGUUGAACUAGUACUACUUCUGCCCUCCUUUGCACGGUCUGCUUAAAAUGGGUGGUGUGGGUAUUGUUACAUUACGUACUAGAGUUUAAAGCACUUCACAAUUCUUCUGCAUUAGGAGGAGAGGUGUGGCUGUGAGUUUAAUGAUUUAUCUAUGACCAGCUAUGAAGCCUUACGGCUAAAAGAGUCUCCCAGGUCCAGAAUACUUGCUCUGAACCCUUGCUUAGCACUGACCAUUGCUUGUCAUAUAAUACACAGUUCAAGAUACUAGGGACCAAAAAUGGAAUAAAAAAUUGACCUGGGGUGGAAAUCGACCUGCAAAUUUCUGUGCCUUUCUCCUCCUUUUGCCCUUCUGGUUCUCUGGCCUAAAGUCCCAUCUCCUCUGCUGCAAUGAAUACCCCUUUUUCUCAAGCCUUACCUUGCUAUUCUGGGUCCUGAGUGAGAAUUUCACCUAUCUCCUGCUUCUCACCCUGCUGCCACUGAGCCAUCCUCACACUCCCAUCUCUGUGCCUUUUCCUUCCGCAGCCCCACCCCAUAAAUUACAGAAACCCUGCAAGAUCUUUCCCUAGCAAAAUAGACCUUUCACGUCCCUAACAGCCUCCUCCCCUCACUCUUAAACCAGGACGUGUGUUUGCUUCUUACGGAUUGUGUCUUUUUGCCUUCUUUCUGCUACAGCCUAUCAAAAAUGCCCCGCCUGGUAAGAAGUACGUGAGAUGCCCCUGCAACUGCCUCCUGAUCUGCAAAGUAACAUCGCAACGCAUUGCCUGUCCUCGGAUAUACUGGUAAUGGAAUGGGCUGGGAGAGGUGCUGAGAAAGGCACGGCGGCUUUGCUGCAAUUCCAUUGGGGAGUUUGGGGAUGGGACCCCCAGUUCUGCAACCCAGAUGAAAUAAGUUUGAUUUCUGAACUUGGGAUAUGCUUGUUGGGGGGGGGGGUACCCUAGAACUCCACCCCCACUAUGUAUGCUCCAUGGAGUGGUGGCUUACAGGAUCUGGCCAGCCAGCCGGGUCCUAAAUUUCUCACACAUCUGUGGGCCACUAUGACAGUUGGGUAGUCCCUCUCACCUGUCAGUCACCUGACACCAUUGUUUCAGGUGACUUAACGUCAAAGGAAAGAAUUGGGCAGAAUUUUUCUUUUUGUUAAGGCAGUCAGAACCUUUUGCUUAUCUAUUGCAAGUUUAUUGCCAGAGAUCUGUUGAUCCUGACUUCCCUUUUGCCCUCCUGCACCCCGACCUAGACACCAGCUGUUUACCCACUCCUUUUUUUCCAGCGGCAUUUCCUUAUCUAGGAGGCACCUGUAAACGAGUUGUUAUAUGAACUCUGAGUUGGUCUGUUUCUGGUGACUUAGGUUGUUUUUUUUUUAAAAAAAAACCCUCUUAUCAUAUUGUGCUUGAGGACCAACCAGCUGACUGGAUAUAAAUGGCUUUAAUUUCACUUGAAGCCUUAAUCUGAAACCCCUCCCACCCCCGAACAGGAUGCGGCCAGGAGCCUGGUGCUGUUUGAAAUAAAAAUUAAGAAUCCUUGUAUCCUGGGGCAGAAAAACGUCUUUACUAGGAAACGUUUGCUGCAUUGUGUGAUCAGAGUGUUGUGUGUGGGAACUGUGAAAACAAUGUCACAAAAGCAGGGGGCCAUAAAUGCUUGUUUUAGGAGGUGAGGAAUGGAGAGAUGGAGCACUUCUUUUUACUUGCCGUGAUCAAUAGUUGUAAUUGCUGGGGGACUGAAUAUAGCUGGGCAAGCUGGAUCUUUUGGGAGGACAGACCUCGCUGCAUGUGGGGACAAUAUUGGCAACAAGCAGGGAAUAAAGGAGUAAUGUUGGGAUUGGGAAGUGGGUGGUGUGCCAGUUUCCAGGCUGUCCCACUGGUACAGGCACAGAAAGGCUUAUAAGAGCAGUCAUCUAAUCUAAUUCUUCUUCUCCCCCCUCCCCCCUUGCUCCCAGUAAAAGGAUCAUUAACCUGGGCCCAGUGCAUCCAGGACCCCUGAGUCCUGAGCCACAGCCGGUCGGUGUGCGCGUCAACUGCGGACAUUGCAAAAACAACUUCCUGGUAAGGGGUGCUUGGAAGUGAGGCCAGGGUCAUUGGGGGUGGAAAGAGAGAAGGCUAGGACUUAGGGUCUUCCCACCGUCUCCAGCUUUUGGAAACGAAACAGUAGCAUGUUAUUUUGCCUAAAAUACCUUUUCUCCAGAACAUUGGUGGGAUGAAGCCAGCAACUGAACCAGUGGUGUAUGUAAUGGACAGAGCAAAGGUAGUCAAUGUGGGGCCUUCCAGUUAUGCUCGGACUGCGGCUCAGAUGAGCCCCAUUGUGGCCGAUUGUCAGGGGUGGUGGAAGUUGCAGUCUCAAAACAUGUGGAGGGAACUGGGUUGGCUGCCUGUCCCUGGCCUGGUCUUUGGCCUGGGAAGCCCAUGAUCAAAUUGUCAGCCUCAAAUCUCACCUCUGGGCGGCCUCUGGGCAUCGGAAUCUCACGGCUGAACGUCCCUUGUAGGAUUACACAGAAAAAUUGGUGGGGGAGCAACGUCCACUGCUCUGGGCUCCCUGGCAGAAGGGCAGGAUAAAAGUGUAAUUCACAAAUCAGUUGGCCCACGUGCUACAGUUAAGGAGUGUCUUGUUCCACUUUUGGGAUUCCUUUUGGGAUGGGUGGCAAGGGAUAAUCGUGCCCCCUCUGUUGUGGCACCCUGGCAGACCCGCUUGAAUAGCUGGUGCUUGGGAGCCGGGUGAGCAGGUGGUGUGCUUGACAGGUGGGCACCUCUAGAGUUGGAGCAAGCAACUUUUUCUCCAGAUCUGGUUGACUAGCUUUACUUCAUGUUUUCUUUUUGUUUGUUUUUUCUUCCUCCCUUCAGUGGACAGAGUUCACGGACCGCACAUUAGCACGAUGUCCUCACUGCCGUAAAGUGUGAGUUAACCCCACUCUUCCUUAACCCACAAGCCGCACUAACAGGGCAGGGGAAGAUUGAGAGAAUGUUCUGAAUAGCUGCUGUAUGCAUUUCAUAGAAUGCAUAGAACUGUCAAGUUGGAAGGGACCCUGAGUGUCGUCUAUAGUCCAGCCCCCUGCAAUGCAGGAAUCUCAGCUAGAUCAUACAUGGCAGGUGGACACCCAACCUCUGCUUAAAAACCUCCAAGGAAGGAGAGCCCACAACCUCUCGAGGGAGACCAUUCCACUGAUGAACUAGUAGCUGGAUUGGGGGAGUGGGAUUGGCACUUCUUUUUCUCAGACAGGUGAACCUGGAAGUCUGUCAUGUAUUCUGAGCCAGGAGCUCAAGAGCACAAGCUGCAUUUUUGUUAGUCACCUGAGCAGAGGUUGGCUGCUUGCUCUGGGCCAGCCAGUGUGGCAAACUCCUCUGAAGUGCUUCCCCAAGAUCUGAGUGUUCAGAUCCCCCCAGAGAACUGAGGCUCCCUAAGCACAAUUUGAUGGGCUGCCUAUAUCUGCCCCCAGAUCCUCCAUCGGGCGACGCUAUCCCCGGAAGAGAUGCUUUUGCUGCUUCCUGCUAGGCGUGUUGAUGGCUGUGACAGCGACAGGACUUGCGGUGAGUGUGAGCAAGAAGGCACAGUCCCAGUGCGCGCCUUCCUGGCGUUCGCUGUCUGAAACUGAACUAGCCCUCGCUGCUCAAUUUUCAGUGCAAAAUACAGUGGUGCCUCGCAAGACGAAAAGAAUCCGUUCCGCGAGUCUCUUCGUCUUGCGGGUUUUUUCGUCUUGCGAAGCAAGCCCAUUAGAGGUUUAGCGGCUUAGCGCUACAGUAUUAGCGGCUUAGCCGGCUUAAAGAUCAGCUGAUAAGCGGCUUAAAGAUCAGCUGAUAAGCGGCUUAGCCAUCAGCUGAUAAGCGGUUUAGCGGCUUGGGAAAAAGGGGGGGGAAAGGAAAAAAACCCCGCAGGAACUCGCAAGACAUUUUCGUCUUGCGAAGCAAGCACAUAGGAAAUUCGUUUUGCGAAGCACCUCCAAAACGGAAAACCCUUUCGUCUAGCGGGUUUUCCGUCUUGCGAGGCAUUCGUCUUGCGGGGCACCACUGUAUUAGGAAGUUUCAUUAGAUCCGGGCCUGGGGCAGCUUUUGGCUUUAAGUAGCCCACGACCCUGAGAUUCCCCACGCAUUGCACAGGCUGCUAAUUUCUCAGUACAGUCGUAUCUUGGAAGUUGUACGGAAUCUCUUCCGGAAGUAGUUGGACUUUCAAAAGGUUUGAAAACCAAAUCGCAGCUUCUGUUUGGCUGCAGGAAGCUCCUGCAGCCAGUCAGAAGCCCCGGAAGCCCCGUCGGAUGUCUGGGUUCCAAAAGAACAUUUACAAACCGGAACACUCACUUCUGGGUUUGUGGCGUUUGGGAGCCAAAACACCUGAGUUCCAAGGUACGACUGUACAACCUGGAGCCAGGGCUCACGUAAGCCUUUGGCAAGCUCCCUUCAAGUACAACAUUAUGGAAUCCUCAAUACACUUCCUUAUUUGUGAAUGGCUUUGUUAAGGUAUCAAAAUUAUGGGGCACGUACAGAAAAUCAAAACGUUAAAAAGGAGCAGAUGAAGGGAAAUUCAACAGCGACUCCUGAAAAGCCCCUGAAGUGAACCAUGAGCACGUUGGACCGCUGAGUGUGGUUCCCAGCGUUUGGUCCUAACCUCCCCCACAUAUAUCAGCACUGCGGUGUGUGUGAAGCAGCAAGUUAGAGCCCCAUCCCCUUCUGGCAUGGGACUAGCCUAUCUGUGCCCCAUAGGUGUUUAUAAGCACCCUGAGCAACGGUGCGCCCUCGGGCUCCUCCCAAUAUCCUCAGUCCCCUCCCUCUUUCACAGAAAACCUCUUUAUCCAUUUGACUGGCAGUGAAAGUGAGCUUGGCAGCUUCACCAUUCGCUGACUCUUUGCCUUUCCUUUUUGUCUCCAGUUUGGUACGUGGAAGCAAGCCAAGAUAUACGGCGGGAUCUACGCCUCUUGGGCCCUGGUUAUUCUACUGGCCUUGGUGUGCCUUGGUCGAGCCACAUACUGGGCCUGCAUGAGGGUCAGCCACCCUGUCCAGAACUUCUCCUGAGCCUUUUCCUCCGUUUCCAGCUCCUGCUGCUGCUCCCAGCACAUCAUCUACUGAGAGCCAGCCCUGUCCGUCCUCAUUUAUUCCCCCCCUUCCUUCCGCUUUGGGGCUGGGACCUUCCGGGGCCACCCUCCUGCUGUGCCAGCACCCUAUUUUUCAGUCAUCUCAGCAGCUGCUACAACCCUCACCCAGGAGUCUCUUUCCUGGUCGUUCACCCUGGAUCUGGAGGUGCCAAAAACGAACGAUCUGACCUGAAGAACUCUCUUAACCUGCGGAAAUCGGGGGGGGGGGGGGCGGCUACCCCAGAAACAGCAGAGUUCUCCAGGGGCAACAGAACACUAAAUGGGACCAACGUCAAGAGGGGCUUAUGCGUGAUUAGACAUUGUGGGUUCCAAGAAACUGGCACAAAUUACUGAGUGCCUCCCGUGUGUGGGAGACAUCAGAGCUACGGCGACUGCGCUGGGACACAUGAGCAACAGGGGCCAGAGUGGUCGGAUGAUUAGAUUGAAGCGGUCCAAUCCCAGUUGUGAUGGGCUCAACCACUUGAGAUAAAAAAAAAAACUACAGUGACUCGGCUGGGACAUUUUUGGCAGAGUGGUACGUUUUCAGAAUCCGUUGACUUCUCUUUGAGCUGCUUUUGAAACACUUCCCAGGCUGGAAGGAGCUACAAGACAUCAGCGCUGCAUCCUUUCUCUUUGCUCUGUGACUUGGGGGCAGCUGCGAAGGACAGCUCAGGCUGUGAGAGAGUCGAGGCACCUUGCACGUUCCGUAAACGGUGAGCCUGCGGCGAGAGGCAUGGAAGGCGACCAGAUCCUCGGCUGCUGGCUUCCCGUGGCGCUUGGGAGAACUCGGUUACUUAAUGGCCAGUACCCUGCACCUUGGCGUGGGUGCUCCAGACUCCUUCCAGGCCCUUCUUCUCCCCAGACCUUCCUGUCCUUUAAUACUGCCUGGCGUUUGGCUAAAUGUCCCCUACCCAGUCAACAGCCCUCUAUUCUGUGACCGGCUGCAAUCCUGAGAUCUGGAAGGCUCAUGCUGACAGAAUCUCUGGUACCAUAUUUUGACACUUUUUUAAAAACGUCCCUUGAUCCUGCUUUCAUUUCUCUCCCCCCCCCCUGCCCUUUUUUGUUUGCACAUUCCAUGGUGGAGGAAUUUCCCCCUCUUGCCCCUCCAAGAACCAAAUCCCUACUUGGGAGGGUGGGGCUGAGGGACCCUCCCCCGUCUUACGCAUCAUGUCACUGAUUUGUGCCUGGUUUAACAACCCACCCCCACAUCCCAUCCUAAUCAUGCACUGAGACUUGUCAAGUUUCACCCUUGGAUCCAGGGGAGUGGAUUCCCUUUCCCUUAUUUACUGCUGGGUGGGACAGCUAAGUCCUUUCCCCUCUUCUAUCUGCAAUUCCGCCUGCGAUCUUUCCUCCUGGCUUGAAAUUCCAACCUCACCUCUUUUGUGUUCUGAUCCUGGACAUAACUUUUCCGCCCCUGCCCCUUCAACUCGCUUCCAAGAACAUGCUUUUGUGUUACCCCAUUUUGGAUGGUGGUGGUGGUGGUACUCCUUUCCUUAAAUCGGGGAACCUUUGGGCCUCUAGAUGUUGCUAGACUUGCAUCUCCCGUCAUUCCUUGCUGCUGGACCUGUUGAAAGUGCAGCAACUGGAGGUCCCAAUGUACCCCACUCCCUGGCCUAGGUCAUUUGAGGCCUGCGAGAGACGUUCAUGGGAGGGAGGCCAGUCUUGGCAGCGCAACCAGAGGGGAAAGGGUGUCAGUCCUGCUUCCGUGCAUGUCUUGGCUUUUGUCAAUGGGGUGUUUUUAAGUCCCUUCCUCAGAUUCCCCCCUUCCUCGUGCCCCCAUGGCUUUGAGCUUGUGGCCCCAAACUUGUUGCCGUUGCAGCUUUGUAUAUAUAAGAAUAACUGAUGUGUACAUAGAGCUAUUUAAGAUUCGCUCUCCUUCCCGGUGGCUCCCUCGCUCCCUCCCACCUGUGUGCCUGCACCUUGUCUCUCCUUCAGUCAUGCUGAAACUCGCCUCUCGCUCUCCUUUGCCUCCACACAGCCAAAGGAGGAAUGCAGAUUGGAUGGUUGUAAAUAAAGUAAAAGAUUCCAUACG
This is a messenger RNA of Podarcis lilfordi (Lilford's wall lizard), 12272 nucleotides long. The record is from the annotation of a GenBank genome assembly. NCBI's taxonomy places the organism in Eukaryota, Metazoa, Chordata, Lepidosauria, Squamata, Lacertidae.